AUGGAGAGCGACAUUGGAUUCCAGGCUGCUCUUGAGGAAGCCAGAAAGGGCGCCUCUGAAGGUGAUGGCAAGAUCNUUGGUAGGUCUUCAAUAUGUCGCAUUGCAGCGGCUCCAUUGACCUUGACUACCCAGGGCCGUGGACACAACCUGAGAAUGCAAAAGGGAUCUCCCACGAUUCACGUCGGUACUCGAGUCUCACAGGAGACGUUGCAUGAUGCUGAGAAACACAAUAGGNCAGAAAUCGGUGCUCUUGAGAACGCUGGUCGGCUUCCAGCUUCUGCCUACCAAGGCGCUACUAUGUACACUACUCUCUCACCCUGCGACAUGUGCACCGGUGCUUGUAUCCUCUACAAGGUCAAGCGUGUUGUGCUCGGCGAGAACAAGACUUUUGUUGGUGGCGAAGAUUACCUCAAGCAGAGAGGCAUUGAGGUUGUCAAUGUCAAUUCCGCCGAAUGUGAAGAUUUGAUGAAGAAGUUUAUCAAAGAGCACCCUGAGGAGUGGAAUGAGGACAUUGGUGAGCAGUAG
Molecule: messenger RNA, 525 nt
Organism: Aureobasidium uvarum
Lineage: Eukaryota; Fungi; Ascomycota; Dothideomycetes; Dothideales; Saccotheciaceae
Source: the annotation of a GenBank genome assembly